UAAAUGAGAGGCCCAUUGGUCGACACCCCACCAAUCCCGAAGAUGGUACAUAUCUGUGCCCCAACAACAUGCUGCUAGGACGUGCUACUGCCAGGGUACCAAGCGGACCUUGGAGAGAGACCAACAAUCCCCGCCAUCGUGUUGAGUUCAUCCAGAACAUCAUCAAGUCCUUCUGGAUCAAGUGGACCAGGGACUACUUCCCAUCGCUGAUCGUCAGGCAGAAGUGGCACCACGAGAAGAGGAACAUGCAGAAGGGAGACGUGGUGCUGAUCCAAGAUUCCAAUGCUGUUCGUGGCAACUGGCGCAUGGGGCUGAUAGAUGAGGUGUAUCCUGAUGAGGCGGGCAAUGUGAGAAACGUCCAGGUGAAGCUCAAGAACGUGGACAAGUCCGAUCCGAGCCGAAGACCCAACUACACUCUCAUCCGACGAGCCGUUCAGAGGCUGAUAGUCUUGGUUCCCAGGGAGCAUGUAGAGGAUUAAGCGGGACAUGAUGUACUGAGACUUUUGGUGGGCGGAGUGUAAGAUUUAAAGUUAAACUUAGAUUUCUUGUUAAAGCAUCUUAGAACAUUUUAACAUCUUAGACCAUUAUUUGUGCAUAGCGCCCUCUAUUGUUUUAUUUGCUUUAGUAUGGUGCCUGGCCCACACAUACUCUUAUAUAUAGAUCUCUUGUGGUCGGGAAACCAGACCAUUCUUGCCACAUCACAAGCACUAAUUUUCCAUGUGACUUUAGAACAAAGGAAGAGAGCAUGUAAAUAGUUUUCCUUUGAUUUGUUGAGAAUAAGUGAAGACCAGUAUUGAAUUGCAGAUAUUUAUAGGGAGAAUUAUAUGAACCUAGAGACUGCAUAUUCUUCUGUAACACAUCUGAUUGAUCAAUAGCCAAAGAUUCCUGUGAUUUUCUUCUAUCGGACGCAAAACAGUAUUUCGAACCCAACUGAACCAGAAUAAAGGAGUUUGAAGCCGUUUAUUAGUUCGUUUUUUGACACAGGCAUUUCUUCACAACAUCUCUUCACCCAGUAGCCAGUCUAGACCAGUGACAGUUCAUCAU
This is a messenger RNA of Patiria miniata (bat star), 1044 nucleotides long. RefSeq lists its product as uncharacterized. The transcript has 2 exons. Bases 69 to 479 code for a protein of 136 amino acids. The record is from RefSeq and is a predicted model, not a curated record. NCBI's taxonomy places the organism in Eukaryota, Metazoa, Echinodermata, Asteroidea, Valvatida, Asterinidae.